AUGGUCAUUCAACAGGCCGGCCAUUUUUGCCCACCGGCCGGCCAUUUUUUGCCAAGCACCGGGCUGUUUUCGCCGGCCGGUGAAGUAGAAGCUUCGGCCGGUGAAGUAGAAGCUUCGGCCGGUCAAUCCAAAGCUUCGGCCGGUGAAGAAAAGCUUCGGCCAAUGAAGGACAACCUGGCUAAUUUUAUGGCCAGUAAAGCAAAAACCUGGCCCCCAGGGGGCUGUGACCGGCCGGACCGUUUGAAGCAGGACAACUCCUGCCCGGCCGGCCUGUUCGUGGAGUCAGGCAUAUUCCACGACGACGCGAUCAUGGAAGCCCUCGACGAUGCGUAUGUAGACGCGUUCCGAGGUGUCGACAACAUGUUUAUGAUGCUUGGAAUCGACAUGCCCGAGUAUUGUUCCGCACUCGCCACCUACCGCAUCGCCGUUGUGGCCCUCCUCCGCGAACACUUCCCCGUCGAGGACGCCGAGUUAACCAAGUCCUAUCGAGUGCCCAAGGAGCAGCGCAGGCUUUCCAUAGUGACUCGAAACUACGACCAGCUGCUCUCUCGGGUGCUCUACAGUUUGUUGGAACGCGAUGACGGCGGAAACUUGAAGCCCUUACCAUUCCUCACGAUCAGCGUCUUCCGGGACCUCCACAGGGCAUUCAGCCAGACACCUUUGGCUUUCAAAGAGGUUGCUGGUUGGUUCGAGGGGCUCCAUUGGUACUACCGCGGCUCGAACGCCGCAACGCAAGACUUCAACGACGCGACCAAUGCCAUCUUCAUUGCUGCGAACAGAUGGAGGGCGGAAGAAUUGAACGCAGCCCAGCAUCAUACUAUCCUGGAUAGGUAUGACAAUAUUGCCGACGUAUUCAUAUUGGGAAAGGCGCACCUCAUGCCUGACCUCGAGCACAGCAUGUCGGACAUCACCAUCCAUAGGCCGACAAACAAGCAGGCGCUCAAGGCGAUCGUCGCGUCGGGGGCUGUGUAUAAGAACAAACAGCUCAUUCUGCCUAAAUCCGACUCUGUUGUCGUUAAUCCGGCGGCGCUGAGGUUCUGGAACGGCAUGGGUGGGCUGUACUCAAUCACAACUCAUCAUAAUGCGUUGCUACUCAAGGUCGGGGUUAAGCCCCUCCCGAGGAAUGGGUAUCCGACGGAGUAUCCAGCCAAUCCUUUGGGAUACCGACUCAUUCGCAGUGGCACCUCUAGAGACAUCCUCCGAACGGCAACUAGCAUGAAGGAAGUCAGGAGCUACGAGUGGCUGUACGCUGCGGCGGUUGUUGAGGAUUCCAUCAUUCGCACCUAUCGCACGAGCAAAGUCUUGGGCAUCUUGCCCAGCAAUCUACGGUUUCUCUUGCGAGAGGCGAUGAAUAUCUACAGCCACGUCGGACAGCCUGACGACGACGACGAUCCGUUUGCGACUAUGGGGACCUAUUUUGCGUUCUGGGACCAGCCCACGGAGCCUGACGACUUCGUAAUGAAUGAGGAGAUCUGGCAUAGCGUGACCAUCGAGGACAUCGUGGAGAAAGUCGGAUUGCUGCAGGUAGCGUCCAGCAUGCAGCUGGAGCGAAAGCAGCUGUGCGACCUGGUUGCCACGCUCGAGGCCAGCCCCCUUGGAAAGUAUCGUGUACCGGAUACUGGGAACCCAAAGCGGACUGCACCGCUGUCGAGGGAGUGGUCGUUAGCUAUGGAUGCAAUAGUACAGGCAGCCAUUCAGACAUGCACCAGACGACGUCUCUGGAAGGAAGGAGAAUCAGAGAGUUUGCCCUUCGACAGAACAACGGUAGAUUACGAGAUGCCAUCGCUCGUGUCGGAGGUUCACACCCACAGAAAAAGCGUCGGGCCUAUAUUCAGACUUCAUGAAAGCAAAGGCCAAAAGAAGUCGGAGGCGUCAGGAUCGACUAGCAAGAGAGAGGAGAAGUCCGCGACAAAGCCUACUGUCGCACCAGCGCAGGGAUCCAAGUCCGACGCUAAGCCCAGUGGCGACAACUCGAAGCCUGAGCCGAUGAAGGGAAAGCGCAAGUCGGGGCCUCCCAAGUCGCGUGCCAUCAUCUUGGACAGUGACGAGGACGCUCCCUAUGAACUGGAUCCAGAGGUCGACGACACCUUCGACAACGCACUUGCGACGCAGACCUUCAUACCCACUCCAGACGACGAUGAAAUCAUGAGCAUCCCAGACAGUGAGCAUGUUGAAGUACUAGAGACACCGGCGAAUGCGCCACAGGCACCCCGUCAUGUCGAGACCCGUCCGACAAAGCCACAGCCCCAGGCCGAUCUCCCAGUGACGCCUCCACGACGUGAGAACACGUCGGCAGCGGGACCUCGAGACAAGUCUUCCGGAUUUCAGCCACGUAAGAUGACGGGUUCAUCGGGAACGUUUACGGUGUUGGAGCCAGGCAAGCCAGGACUCUACGACUUUGAUGCGCCGUCUACUGAGGAGCCUCCCAGUGCGGCUGCCAUUGCACGGGUGCUACAGAACGUGAAGGCGAGGAUAAUUCCUGUUGAGGGACACCGCCGGGUAAACCCCCGGGUGUCCGGGGGCUUACCCGUACCCGUACCCGCCCGGGUACCGUACCCGCACAACGGGUACGGGUCACGUGCGGGUACCGCGGGUCUGCGGGUCCAUGAGCGGGUGCGCGAGCAGAUGGGUGGGUGA
Fomitopsis serialis is the source of this 2637-nucleotide messenger RNA. RefSeq lists its product as uncharacterized. The record is from RefSeq and is a predicted model, not a curated record. NCBI's taxonomy places the organism in Eukaryota, Fungi, Basidiomycota, Agaricomycetes, Polyporales, Fomitopsidaceae. Bases 1 to 2637 code for a protein of 878 amino acids. The transcript is spliced from 14 exons.